GAGUUUAAGCGUUGCGUUAGGACAAAAGCGACCAAAAAAAGUGACAUUUCACAGGUUCAGUUCACAUUUAUCCCCGCCAUUAGCACCGCGCGCCUAGCUAGCAUUAGCCGCCGCUAACGUUAGCUGAGCGAACUUCUCGAAAAUGUCGACCGGCAAACGAAUGAAGAAGAAGAAGCUCUCCGAAGAAGCGAUGAGUAAAGUCUUUGACUUUUCUCCAGUUGCCAAGAAGAAAGCGCUCCACUGCGGCUCCGAAGACGACCUCGGGGAAGCCUCCGAGGAGAAAACUCCAAGUCAGGACAAAGCUCCAUCGAGGAAAAGAGUUGCUGACGACUUUAAAGAUGAAGACACUGGAGUCCCUGUUGGGGUUGAAGUUCACAGCAUGUUGGAGCGCUUUGGGGCCGACAUCAACAAGGUGAUGCUCACCAAGCGCAAGCGUCUGGAAAGUCUGACCAAGACUUACAUGAAUGGAGGGCAGCAGAAAAUGGAGCAACUGUGGAACAACUACCACAAACAGAGGCAGAAGAUGACUCAGGACUAUUCUCAGCAAUUGUCGUCGGUUUCGGACCAAUGGCAGCUGGAAAUGCAGCAAAUCAAGGACCAGGAGGAGAAGUUCAAUACUCUGAUACGCCAGCAGCAGAAGGUGGUCCAGCAGAGCAAAAUUCUUCAGACGCAGAAAAUAGAGGCCAUGCAAGAGCUCUUCAAGAACUUUGUCAAGAACAUGGAAGAGAUGGAGAAGAACCAAGAUGAAGUCAUGCAUCGGGCGCAGCAAGAGCUAAGGAAGGAGAUGGCCACCAUGCAGAAGAAGAUCCUCAUGGACACCCAACAACAGGAAAUGGCGUCCGUGCGCAAGUCCCUGCAGACCAUGCUUUUCUAGACUCCCAGCUCAUCUCAGUUUGCCCAAGUUCCCAGCCUCAUCUUUUUCUCUAUUUGAACAUGCACGUUCCUUCAGCUUCUGUUCACUGUUGUAAAGAGGAGGUAAAGCGCUUGAGAGUUGUUUUUGGUUGCUCGAGCCACCUCUAGGUGGCACUGUUGUAAGAGAAAAAGUACAAACGUUUCAAGAAGUUUAUUGGCCAUGUUAGGGCAUCAUCCAGUUUGAGGGGAAAAAAACGAUUCAACUGUUUCAUCCUGUUUUAGGGAAUAAAACCUAUUCAACCUCAACUUCA
Messenger RNA from Syngnathus acus (greater pipefish), 1163 nucleotides. It is a transcript of the gene sycp3, whose product is annotated as synaptonemal complex protein 3. Gene Ontology annotation, biological process: meiotic cell cycle; spermatid development. The coding region runs from base 143 to 874 and encodes 243 amino acids. The transcript has 8 exons. Gene Ontology annotation, cellular component: synaptonemal complex. The record is from RefSeq and is a predicted model, not a curated record. Lineage: Eukaryota; Metazoa; Chordata; Actinopteri; Syngnathiformes; Syngnathidae.